AUGGCCUCCUCAAGAUUUAGCGCGUUGCCGGCGUUAAGGAAACAACAUCUUCUGGUCGAGUUUGCUGGAUUGAAGCAAGCUUGUCCUGAUGGCGUUUUUGUAAGCCUCACACCAGGGGAUCCGGGUUUGUGGUCCGGAGUACUCUUCGUUCGAGAUGGCCCUUACGCUCCCGCCGUGCUACGAUUCCAAAUAUCCUUUCCCGACUCAUAUCCAAGAUUACCACCGCUCGUUACCUUCUCGACCGAUAUGUUCCACCCUUUGAUAACUCCCCUAAGUACCUACAUGUAUUCGACCGACGUCCAAGACAAUGGUACAGUGAGCGCCACCGAUGCCGAGCGGUUACCACCUGGAGGGUUCAGUUUAAGGCAUGGAUUUCCUGGCUGGUUUAGGCGUUCAAGCCGGGGCCAAAAUGCCGCUGGUGGUAGGCAAUCUAGUGGACAACAAGAGGGCCUAUCAACUCCCCAUAGACCGCCUCCACCCUCAAUGAGCAGCGCAGGCACACCGGGUUCGAAGGGAUCGGCUGUCGGCGCAUCACCAGGAUUCGCAGAAACUACAAAAAGCGAAACUUCCACAUAUGAAGUGCUCCGAUAUAUACGCAGCGCAUUUAGCGAUGAAGAUGUUUUAGAUUCUAUACCUAUCGAGGCUGCUGGGAAUCCUGGUGCUUGGCAUGCCUGGAGGACACACCGUGCCGAUGGCGGGAAGGUGUUCUCUGAUACCCCUAGUGGUACUGAGACAGAAAGCGCUGAUGCCGAAUCUAAAAAGGCCCUUGAAGCUGUAAGGAAACCAGGAGAUUGGAAUUGGGAAGGCGUGUGGGAAGAAAGAGUCAAAAAAGCUGUAAAUGCAAGUUUAUCCGAGCCUGUCCUAUUUGGCGGGGUAGGUGCCGCCGACGAUGUCAUACGCUUUCUCAGUAUGGAAGACAAUGACGUGGAUGCCGCCAAGGAAAACCUCUUGCGAACCUUGAAUGAUGAUCCUUGA
Messenger RNA from Hypoxylon trugodes, 975 nucleotides. RefSeq names its product UBC-like protein. NCBI's taxonomy places the organism in Eukaryota, Fungi, Ascomycota, Sordariomycetes, Xylariales, Hypoxylaceae. The coding region runs from base 1 to 975 and encodes 324 amino acids. The record is from RefSeq and is a predicted model, not a curated record. The transcript is spliced from 4 exons.